CUAUGUAGGAUCAUAGGGAUACUCAUCACUCUAUUAUCACUGAAGCUUUCCCCGGUUUCAUCCACAAUAAACGGCGCUUCAUUGGUGGUGGGGUUAUUAUACUCGGUUGUUGUUGAUGAUGAGUGAGGUUGUUUCUUCUCAUGUGCAUAUGGGCCCAUUUUUCUUUUGCCAAUCAUACCCCCCUUAUAGGUGCAAGCACUGAAGAUAUCUUCUUUAUGAUGUCUAUGGUUUCUCAAUCAACAGUUGUACUCCCUACGUCCCACAAAAAGCUUCACCCUUCCCACCUCCCAAAGAAAAAUUCACACUAUUUCUAUUUUCUUUUAAAGACAGAAAUGGGUGCCUCACAAUCAGCCUCUCUCUAAAUAAAUUCUAACCAUAAAAUCUAUACUUUUAAACACUUUUCUUAAACUACGUGAAAGUCAAACAAAGAAGUUUUUACAGGGCGGGGAGAGUAUUAACCAAGAGUUACCAGCAAGGCUAGAGACUAUUGUUUUUCCAGAACAAAAGCCUGUGAGCUUUGAUGGAGCAUGAUCUACAUAUUGAGUACCCAGUUUCGUCAGGUGUCUUGAGGGGAAUUAAUUUUAAUAUCCUCUCCGGAUCAGAUGCUGCCAAAAUUUCAGCCAAGGUAAUAGAACUAGUGCAGGAAGUGACAGAUCCUGCAUUAGGACUGCCAAAUCCAGUUUCUGAGUGCCAUACAUGUGGGGCAAAGCACGUGAAAGCAUGUGAAGGCCAUUUUGGUUUGAUAAACUUCCCUUACACAAUUAUUAAUCCAUACUUCAUAUCAGAAGCUGCACGAGUUCUCAAUAAAAUUUGCCCAGGAUGUAAAUCAGCUCGGUCUGAUAAGGUCAAGAUUGUUGGUUCCAUAUCAAUGCAUAGGCAGCAUGCAAAGUGCAAGUAUUGUGAUGGAACUUCAAAAGAUUAUCCGCCAAUGAGAUUUAUAUUAUGUUCCAACAACAAGUUCGUGAAACCCGCAAUUAUAGCCGAAGUGAAUGAAAAGUUAUGGAGGAAGUUUCCAAAUAUAAACUCAGGGGGAAGUUUGGCUUCUGAUUAUUGGGAUGUAAUUCCAAAUGAUGCAGGUCAGGAUGAAAGUUCCCAUCAAUCGAAAAAAAAAGUUCUAUCACAUGGACAGGUUUAUAGUCUCCUGAAAGAUGUUGAUUCGCGACUUAUUGAGGCAUUUCUCAAAAGGAAGAAUUUGAUCUUCCUGAAUUCUUUCCUUUUGACCCCUAACUGUCAUCGUGUCACAGAAUUGGGGCACCAUAUGCUAUUCGACGAAAGUAAUAGGCUUUACAGAAAGCUGAUUGACUUUAGAGGGACUCCCAGUGACUUAAGCAUGCACCUUAUUGAACGCAUCAAGCUUUCAAAGCUGCGUGCUGAAAGACAAGCAUUUAUAGACCCCGAAUUCAGUGCAUCUGGCUUGAAGUUUUUGAAAGAACUUCUCAUUGCCAAGAGAAGUAAUCACGCCUUCCGCUUGGUGGUGGUCGGCGAUCCCCAGUUAAAGCUAUUUGAAGUUGGCAUUCCAAGUCAUGUUGCAGAUAGCCUACGGAUAGCUGAACAUCUGAAUUCAUGGAAUUCUGAAAAGUUAACUGAGCACUGUGAUCUCAUGAUUCUUCAGAAGGGAUGGGUUCUUGUUCGCAGAAAUGAUGACUUAGUUCGUAUUAGCAUGUGUGACAAAUUGCAGAAAGGAGAUGUCAUAUAUAGACCUCUUGCUGAUGGAGAUGUUGUGUUAAUAAAUCGACCUCCUUCCAUUCAUCACCACUCUCUUAUUGCCCUUUCUGUCAGAAUUCUUCCUACAACUUCAGCUCUUUCUAUAAACCCUCUUAUAUGUUCUCCUUUUCGUGGGGAUUUCGAUGGUGAUUGCCUUCAUGGUUAUGUCCCCCAAUCGAUGGACUCGAGAGUGGAGCUCAGGGAGCUUGUUGCUCUAGACCAACAACUGAUUGAUGGACAGAGUGGGAAAAACCUGUUGGCACUAAGCCAUGACAGCUUGACUGCAGCUCAUUUGGUUCUGGAAGAUGGGGUCAUAUUGAACAGGUGCCAGAUUCAACAGCUUCAGAUGUCUUGCCCUGGGCAGUUGCCAACACCAGCUAUCUUUAAAGUGUUAUCAAAUGGGUCUUGUUAUUGGACUGGAAAACAGUUACUCAGUCUGCUCUUGCCAUCAGAUUUUGAUUACGUUUUCCCAUCCAAUAAUAAUGGUGCAUGUAUCAGGAAAGGAGAAAUUCUAUCUUGUAAUGGAUCUUCUUGGCUACGUGAUACAGAUGGAAAUCUUAUCCGUAGUUUUAUCAAGCAUUAUGGAGAUCAGGUUCUUCAUUUCCUGUUUUCUGCGCAGGAAGUUUUAAGUGAGUGGUUGUCAAUGAAGGGAUUAAGUGUUUCUUUAUAUGAUCUUUGUCUCUGCUCCGAUCCAUCCUCCCGAAAGAAUAUGGUCACCGAAAUCUCAUGUGGGUUGAAAGAGGCUGAAAGACUUUCACUUAUAACAACACUCAUGGUGGAUAAAAAUCAAGAUUUCCUUGUCGGGAUAUCUGAAGAAAAUAAACCUUCAAUAGGUUUUAGCUUUGAGCGAUUGUCUUUUGAGAAACAAAAGUCUGCAAUGCUUAGUCAGUCUUAUGUUUCUUCUUUUAAAAAGGUGUUUAGGGAUAUCCAAAGUUUACUUUAUCAGUAUGCUAACAACGACAACUCGUUUCUGGCUAUGCUAAAGGCUGGGAGUAAGGGUAACGUUUUAAAAUUGGUACAGCAGAGCAUGUGUCUUGGUUUACAGCAUUCUCUGGUUCCAUUGUCCUUUAAAAUACCCCAUCAGCUUUCUUGUGCUGCAUGGAAUGAUGAAAAGAACAAUCCUCAUUAUCUUCCAGAAUACCCUGGUACUUACAUCCCUUCUGCUGUGGUGGAAAACUCUUUCCUCACAGGUUUAAACCCUCUGGAGUGCUAUGUGCACUCGCUAACAACUAGGGAGACUUCUUUUAGUGGGCAUGCAGAUGUUUCUGGUACUCUUACUCGCAAACUCAUGUUUUUCAUGCGUGAUCUUUGCAUUGGAUAUGAUGGAACUGUGAGAAAUGUUUAUGGAAACCAAGUUGUGCAGUUCUCUUACUAUAGUAAGCAAAAAUCAAAUGCAUUGGGCGGCCACCCUGUUGGUUCAUUGGCUGCCAGUGCUAUUUCUGAGGCUGCAUACAGUGCUUUGGAUCAACCCAUCAGUGCGCUCGAGUCAUCACCACUGCUGAACCUUAAGGAAGUGCUGGAGUCAGGGGCAAGAAAAAGUAGUUGUGAGAAAACAGCAUCAAUGUACUUGUCAAAGAUGCUUGGAAGGUGGGUUUAUGGAUUUGAAUAUGGAGCUCUAGAAGUGAAAAAUCAUUUGGAAAGACUUCUGUUUUCUGACCUUGUUUCUGAAGUAAUGAUAUGCUUCUCCCGGGAGACAUGCAGAGGUAGCCGCAGUAGUCCUUGGGUUUGCCAUUUUCACAUAAUUAAGGAAAUUGCAAAGAGGAGAAGACUGCACUUACAAUCCAUUUGUGAUGCUCUGAACAUGAGUUACACAGCCAUCAAAGUAAAAGCAAAAUCUGACCUUCCAAAUCUGCAGAUAACAUGCAUGGAUUGUUUUGAUGCUGACACGUCCAAGGAACACUCCAACUUAUGCAUUACAGCUGCGGUUGUUGGGAUUUCUAAAGAUCCAUAUCUGGGGCUGGACAUCCUUCGUGAUUUUGUGAUACCAUUCCUCCUCAGAACAGUAGUUAAAGGAUUCUCUGUGUUCAAACGGGUGGAUAUCUUAUGGCGGGAGGAGGCACCAAUUUUAUUGAAGUCGUCAAACAAUAGAAGCCCUCCCGGAGAGCUUUAUUUGAAAGUUUUCAUGUCAGAGAACUGUGACAGGACUCAAUUUUGGAGCAUUCUUGUGGACAGCUGCCUUCAAAUAAUGAAAAUGAUUGACUGGGAACGUAGUCGUCCAGAUGAUAUAGAUGACAUCUCUGUAGCCUAUGGGAUAGACGUUGCUUGGAAGUCCUUUUUAAGUGGUCUAAGUUCUGCAAUAUCAGAUACUGGCAAGAUCAUCCUACCGGAACACUUGGUUCUUACUACUGACUGUCUGUCAUCCUCUGGUCAAUUUCUUGCUUUGAGUUCAAAUGGCCUGUCACGUCAAAGAAAAGAAAACGGUUUCUCUACGCCAUUCACUCAAGCAAUCUUUUCAAACCCCGGAGAAAGUUUUCUUAAAGCAGCAAAGCUGGGAUUGUCAGACGAUCUUCGAGGGAUUGCUGAAGCUUUGUGUUGGGGAAAAGUUCCCUCGGUUGGUACUGGUUUCCAGUUCGACGUUUUAUACUCUGGGAAGGGAUUUGAGAUUUCUGAGCCCACUGAUGUCUAUAAACUGCUGGGAAAGCAUGCUGCAUUCCAGAAGCAGAAAGUGGCAGUCAAUCCUGAGCAAAACAAUGAAGUUUUCAGCAAAACUCUUGCUCAACGCCUAUGCAAAUAUGAUGGUUUUUGUUCAGAGAGAGAGAACAUUCUGUUACCAAAAGCAGUUUUAAGUUCCUUAUCUGUGAAUGACAUCCAGAGGCUCUCAAGGGCAUUGAAGAGUAUCUUAUACACGUAUGAUGUUAAUGAUCUUUUGAAAGAAUCUGACAAGUCUGUUGUGAUGAGGGCCUUGUAUUUUCAUCCUCGAAGGAAUGAAAAGAUUGGAACCGGGACCUAUGAAGUCAAGGUUGGUCAGCACAAAGGGUACGAAAAUUCACGCUGCUUCCUUUUAGUGCGCUCAGAUGGAACAGUUGAAGACUUCUCUUAUCACAAAUGUGUUCAUCAUGCUCUUCAACAAAUCGCUCCCAAACAGGCAAAAACUUACCACUCUCGAUGGUUGAGUGGGGCCCGAUGAUGCUAAGGUGUGCCUUCUCAUGAAGCCAGGCAUAGCAUCUCUUAUUUACUUAAUUUUAACAUCCAACCAGCUUUGUAAGGGCAGUCCAUGUGUAAUGCCUUUUUAUGUUGGUCCCACUAAAGCUUGUCUGCCCCCAUCGAAUGAAAUUAUUAACACGAUGAGGCAGAAACGAUUUAGUGGAAGUGACAUAGAAAAGCUUUGGAUAGCCCCAGCAUCUGUUGCAUCUUUAUAUUGUUAGAUUGAGAUGAACACCAAGGCUCCUACUAACCAGGCUAAUGACUUUGAAGAUAUUGAGUUUUCUCACAAGCAAAACUCUUCCAAGCUCGUAAUCAUAAAGGGUUCAAAUUGUGAAAGACUGAAAGAUCUACUGAGGACUUGCAGUGAGAUAAGCAUCUUCAACAUUCGUUGCUGUCAAUCUGUCAUCGUAGAGUUUGUUCUCUUCAAUGUAUUCUU
Messenger RNA from Cuscuta campestris, 5284 nucleotides. The record is from the annotation of a GenBank genome assembly. Lineage: Eukaryota; Viridiplantae; Streptophyta; Magnoliopsida; Solanales; Convolvulaceae.